Messenger RNA from Didymella exigua CBS 183.55, 621 nucleotides. Its product is annotated as GTP-binding protein SAS1. The transcript is spliced from 3 exons. Gene Ontology annotation, cellular component: plasma membrane; endosome. Gene Ontology annotation, biological process: protein localization to plasma membrane; regulation of exocytosis; protein secretion. Gene Ontology annotation, molecular function: GTP binding; GTPase activity. Bases 1 to 621 code for a protein of 206 amino acids. Lineage: Eukaryota; Fungi; Ascomycota; Dothideomycetes; Pleosporales; Didymellaceae. The record is from RefSeq and is a predicted model, not a curated record.
AUGGCUGGGACAAGAAACUAUGACUUUCUCAUCAAGCUUCUGCUCAUUGGAGACUCCGGCGUGGGAAAGUCGUGCUGUUUGCUGCGCUUCAGCGAAGACUCGUUUACGCCCUCGUUCAUCACCACGAUCGGCAUCGACUUCAAGAUAAGGACGAUCGAGCUCGACGGCAAGCGCGUCAAGCUGCAGAUAUGGGACACCGCUGGCCAGGAGCGCUUCAGGACCAUCACCACAGCAUACUACCGCGGUGCCAUGGGUAUCCUGUUGGUCUACGACGUCACGGACGAGAGGAGUUUUAACAACAUCCGCACCUGGUUUUCCAACGUCGAGCAGCACGCGACUGAAGGCGUCAACAAGAUCCUCAUCGGCAACAAGUGCGAUUGGGAAGAGAAGCGCGCCGUCAGCACAGAGCGCGGCCAGGCACUCGCCGACGAGCUCGGCAUCCCCUUCCUCGAAGUCUCGGCAAAGAGCAACAUCAACGUCGACCAAGCAUUCUACUCGCUCGCUUCUGACAUCAAGAAGAGGCUUAUCGAUAGCGCGCGAUCCGACCAGGCAGCCGGCCCAUCGGUGAAUGUUGGCGAUGCUGGUGGCGCCAACGCUGGCAUGGGCGGAAAGUGCUGUUAA